AUGAAAGCCACUUACUUCUUAGGCUUCGUCUCAGCAUGGCGGGCGGCAGCUCAGCUUACUGGUGCGGUCGGACCAACCACAAGUUUGAGCCAGAAAACAACAGAGUGUAAUAUCCUGAACUACGGAGCAGUUAACGAUAACUCCACAGACGCCGCUGAUGCCGUAGAGAAAGCUUUCAAGACAUGCGUCCUACCUCACGCGGGAAGCCGGCUCAUUGUCCCUGAUGGCCAGUACCUGAUCAAGCGCACGGUGAUUCUGUCGAAUGGAACCAAUUGGGCUUUUCAACUCGACGGUCUCAUUACCCUGGCGUACGGUGGCAACUGGACUGUUGAUCGUGAGUUGAUCUUGCAAGGCUUCGCUGGAGUUGGGCCGCUGAACGCAACCAUCAACGGCGAAGGCGAUGGCCAAUUUCUGCAGAACGGCAUCACAAUCAUCAAUCCCGUCGACUUCGAGUUUUACUCCAAGAAUGGGAAGGGUGCCAUUCAGGGUCAAGGCUACCUGUACAGAAACCUCGCCAACACUUUCCGUCCCCGACUGAUCCGCCUGAUUUCUCCCAUCAACACUGCAGUCCAUGAUCUUAUUCUGGUUGACAGUCCUAAGUUUCAUAUUGUCUUCGAUUUUGCUGUCAACCUUGAGGUUUACCACCUAACAAUCCGAGGCGCUAACCUUGGCUCAUAUGAUGGUGUCGACGUAGUGGGCACGAAUUACUGGAUCCACGACAUUGAGGUCACCAACCGAGACGAGUGCGUUUCCGUCAAGAGCCCUUCUAACCAUGCUUUGGUAGAGAAUUUGGUCUGCAACCAAGCAGGAUCUGGAAUCUCUAUCGGCAGUUUGAAUGUCUCUGCUUCCAUCGCCAACAUCGGAAACAACAUCGCAUUCAUCAAGACAUACCCUGGAGGCUCAGGGUAUGUCACAAACGUGACAUUCGAAAACUUUCGCUCCAAGGCAUCUCUCUAUGGGUUGGACGUCAACCAAUACUGGCAAAACACAUUUGAGCCAGAUACCGGUGCUGUUGCUCUGAGCAAUCUCGUCUUCCGCAACUUCUCCGGCUCCGUCGCCGAUGGUGCUAAGCGGCCACCUUUGUAUCUGAUCGCUAAUGACCUGACAUAUGCUACAAAUGUUACUGUGGAGAAAUUCAGUCUCUGGACAGAGUCUGGUACUAGCGUCGUCAAUAAAAUUAGCAACAUCUUUGGCGCCGGAGAUAACUCUUAUGGGACGGGCAACGGUAUCAAAUCACUUGCAGCUAAGGCGUCACCUGCACCCUACACCAGUACCUAUACUAUCACGGCAUCACCGACAGGUUGGACGGCCCCUCCGUCGCCAACUUGGGCCUUGCCAAAUACCGGAUAUGGAACCGACGUCCCCAUUCCGGUCUAUACUCCGGCACCGCUUUGGAAGCCCGAAGGCGAUUAUGACAAGCAUUAUUGGGGGUCGUUCUGA
Molecule: messenger RNA, 1440 nt
Organism: Colletotrichum lupini
Lineage: Eukaryota; Fungi; Ascomycota; Sordariomycetes; Glomerellales; Glomerellaceae
Product: murein transglycosylase
Exons: 7
Coding region: 1-1440 (479 amino acids)
Biological process (GO): carbohydrate metabolic process
Molecular function (GO): polygalacturonase activity
Source: RefSeq, a predicted model, not a curated record